CCGAAACAUCGUUAUCCAGAAACGCUAUAUGCAUGUCUGUCCGACCAGCCGUAAAGAAAGGGACCUUUCAUACGGCCGUAAAUUCUCCUUCUCUGAAACCUACGCUCAACGUUGAACAAUGGGAAGCCAAAGCUCCGCUCAGCAAUCGUGAAGUUAACAGUGCUGGUGUCAUGAAGGCGGCUUGCGAAAAGCCUCCUCUGCCGCACAAGUUCGAUGGGAAUGAGCUUUCUUCCUCUUCGCGUCCAACCACGCCCUUGGGUCGCGCUCAUGCGCGUCAUGACUCCUCCCGUCUUGGACCCAGUGGGAUUAGCUCAACCCCAUCACGACCAAGUACCCCUGCUUCUGGGUCCGGAAAUAUAUCUGCGCAGAGCCUGCGCCCUGCGGCGACGCAUAACCUUCAUCCUAAACAACCCAUUAUAACGCCGGAACAAUUCUAUGAUUGGUUCACGCUGUUGGAUCGCUCUGUGGCGCAUAGUCAGGAAGCUCAUUUUCGUGCCCACGUCGCGGGCGUGUCAGCGCACUUGGAUGCAUGCGAUGCGUUGGUGGAGCGGAUCGGUGAGGUGGAUGGACAAGUUGAGGGCAUGCUUGAGGGCUGGAGAAGUGUUGAGGAGGGUGGAAGAAGCCUGAAGGAAGCAUGUGAACGUUUGUUAGAAGAAAGGGCCCGUCUGAUAGAUCUCACGGAGGAGAUCGGCGCACGGUUGGACUAUUUCCAGGAAUUAGAGCAGGCGAUGCGGAUGCUGAAUCGCCCGGGAGAAUCUCUUGUGCUGCAGGCGAACUUUCUGUACAUGGUGGAACGGGUGGACAUAUGCAUCGACUACCUCAAAGCACACCGAUACUUUCGAGAGGCGGAAGUCUAUCUGCUGCGUUUUCAACAAUGCAUGACCCGCGCGAUGACUCUUAUCCGAAUGUAUUUUGUGGGCUCCUUGAAGGCGCUUUCGGCUGAUAUCUUGAAAAAGCUGUCAGAGAAGGACGUAUCAAGUACAGCUCAGAUGCAUCUUCUUUACACUAGAUUUCAGAGUGUAUCGUCUCAGCUAGCUCCGCUGUUAGGUGAGUUAGAAAGACGAGCCCAGACGCAUCCAGUGGAACUAUCCGCAUUAUUGGCGGAAUGUCACACGGCCUAUUUUUCGACAAGAAAAACGCUGUUGGUCGGUCGGCUGAUGGAGGAAAUCAGGGGAUUAGAUCCUGGUCGGACAGAGUUAGUGGAGUUGACAAGGGCCGGCUGUAGCUAUCUAAAGCAGCUGUGCAUGGACGAAUUCAAGUUAUACCAAUCGUUCUUCACUACAGGCGAAGAACAGCUCUACCAAUAUCUGGAGAAUCUCUGCGACUAUCUUUACGAUGACCUGCGGCCUCGGAUUCUCCAUGAACCACGGCUGACAGCUCUUUGCGAAGUCUGCACUGUUCUUCAAGCCCUCAUGGUGCUCGAUGUGGCAUCAAUACCUGAGGAUGAUGGCGAACCUGCUCUGUCUGUGGACUUGGAUCAAAAGAAACACAGCCUGGGCACUUUGCAUAUCAGUCAUUUACUCGAGAUGAUAUUACAGGAUGCGCAGACUAGGCUUUUUUUCAAGGCUCAAUCGGUUAUCCAGUCAGAUAUCCGGUCCUAUGCCCCUAAACCGGAAGAUCUGGCUUACCCAGAUAGACUUGCUUCAAGUCCUUACUGCCAGAGAGAAAGAAAGCUUCAGUCAGCUGUUUCGGCUUCCUACAAUCGACAAACAGGAGACGUGGUUUCCCACGUUACAAAAGACCGUCUGGGUCCUGUCACAGUUGCAUGAGUUUGUAAAUGUGUGUAUAGUAUCUUCUUUUUGUCUCUGUAUCGAUGAUUUCCAGCCUGCGAUCUUUGCGGACAUCGCCCAAGAAGCGGUGACUUUGUGUCGCCAGUCACUCAUCCUUGCAUCGGACAUGAUAAAACAGCGGACAGGCUCGUCUACCAGCGUUUUAGAUGGCCAGCUUUUCCUCGCACGUCAUCUUCUCAUCUUGAAAGAGGUGACCGAUCAUCUCGAGCUUGCUCAUCGAGAUGCAAGCGAGUUUCAGUACGGUGUUACUGACACCUUGGCUUCGAUGCUGAACACCACGACAUCGCUGUUUCCCGGCGCGCUUUUCGCAUCACUUGGAAUGCCGAGGACCGAGGAAGGUAUUCAAGUCGCCAAGCAUGGCAUUGACCACGAUCUCAAACGCGUCUGCGAAGAAGUUAUCGCUGAAUGUUCUGCGCCGAUCUCCUCUCCCAUUGUCGCAUGGGUGGCGAAAAUCGGAGCCUUGAACGCACGAAUUGCCGCUCUCCGUCCCGACAAUUCAGAGCCAUCGUCGACGGCUCAAACGGUCUUCCAGCAAUCUAGUGCGGAAGAACUAGAGCAUAAUUUCCGCAUUGCCUGUGAACGCGAUCUACGCAGUGCUGCUGCACGAUUGAAUCUGUAUCUCGAAGAUGACCGAACUGUCGGCGUUUUAUUGCAGCACGUGAAGGAUCGGUUGGUGGACGACUACGCCCUCUUUAGGGAUGUCGUCUGGAAUAUGUUCGAUGGGGGGAUGCGUGAAAGGCUCCUGGGGGCAGUCGAUCUGCGUUUUCUCUUGGACAGAGUUUGUGAUUAUAAAGUCGAGUAGACAGACAAUCAAGGAAAGCCGUAACUUGGUC
Mycena citricolor is the source of this 2623-nucleotide messenger RNA. NCBI's taxonomy places the organism in Eukaryota, Fungi, Basidiomycota, Agaricomycetes, Agaricales, Mycenaceae. The record is from the annotation of a GenBank genome assembly.